Anastrepha obliqua is the source of this 3722-nucleotide messenger RNA. Its product is annotated as annulin. Lineage: Eukaryota; Metazoa; Arthropoda; Insecta; Diptera; Tephritidae. Gene Ontology annotation, molecular function: protein-glutamine gamma-glutamyltransferase activity. The transcript has 4 exons. Gene Ontology annotation, biological process: peptide cross-linking. The record is from RefSeq and is a predicted model, not a curated record. The coding region runs from base 311 to 2596 and encodes 761 amino acids.
GAGUAGCGUAGCGCCGCGCCGGUGUUCGUCUCAAGCAAAAUUAUUCUUCAGUUUAUUGAUGUUUGCCAACGAGUUAACAAGUUGAUUUCGAACGUAAGACGAAAGUAAAAGUCUUGGGUGACAAAUACAAACGUAAUUUUACGGUUCCGGUUUACUUUGCAAGUAAUAAGUAACGCUUUUGAUUGUGAAAAAAAAGAGUUUGCAAAAAUAGUUAAAGCUACUUAGUGCCAAAAAACAAUAAAAAAAAUUUCAAAAAAUAUAAAAUAUAAAAUUUUCUUCUGUGAAUUCUUCAACAAAAGCCAUUUUGAAAAUGAGCACUUGGUAUUCAAAUAUUAUGCCCGCCUGGAUGAAUCGCUGGAUAAGUCCAUCACGCCCAGUGAAUCCUUAUCGCGCAAUACGCCCGGCGAAUGAAAACGCUCCCGAAGCUGAUGCCAUACUCACAGUACAGAAUGCCGACCUCUGCCUGGCAGAGAACAAUGACGAACACAAAACAGAUCAUUUCUUUGCCGCCAAAGAAUCUUUAAUUGUGCGACGCGGUGAUCCAUUUCGUUUGCGCAUUCAAUUCAAUCGGUCAUUCAAUCCUACACGCGAUGCAAUCAGUUUCAUAUUCACGGUUGCUGAUGAGCAAAAACCCACUCCUGGCCACGGCACAUUGGUGGGACUGGUGCCACGCGAUGGUAUUGAUUACCUCGGUGAUCCGCUUGAGUGGGCUGCGGGCAUUGAGUCGCACGAAGACACCGUACUUACGGUGCUCAUCAAACCUGCCGUCACUUGUCCGGUAACCGAAUGGAAAUUGGAUAUCGAUACGAAAAUGCUAAACAAUGGCUCAAAGACCUUCUCCAUACCAGUACCCAUCUAUAUACUCUUCAAUCCGUGGUGCCCGGAUGAUCAGGUCUAUAUGGCCGAUCACGAUCAACGCAAAGAAUAUGUCAUGCACGACACGACACUCAUCUGGCGCGGCUCGUAUAAUCGUAUGCGUCCUUCAGUAUGGAAAUUGGGCCAAUUCGAACGUCACGUGUUGGAGUGUUCGAUAAAAUUGAUUGGCACAGUUGGACGCAUACCUGCAGCCUUUCGCGGUGAUCCGGUGCGUGUGGCACGUGCGCUCUCGGCUGCCGUUAAUUCAGUGGACGAUGAUGGUCUGAUACUUGGCAAUUGGAGUGAAGACUUUUCGGGCGGCACUGCGCCGACGAAAUGGAUUGGUUCCACUGAAAUAUUGCAACAGUUCUAUAAAACGCAGAAACCGGUGAAAUAUGGGCAAUGUUGGAAUUUCUCAGGAGCCCUCACAACCAUUGCACGCACACUCGGCAUACCAUCGCGUAUUGUUACUUGUUACUCGGCGGCACACGAUACACAGGGUUCGCUUACGGUGGACAUAUUUAUUGAUCAGUCCAAUAAGAAGUUGGAUGCGGAAACCACGGACUCAAUAUGGAAUUAUCACGUUUGGAAUGAAGUGUGGAUGCAACGUCCAGAUUUAGGUAUUGGACCAUAUGGCGCAUACGGCGGUUGGCAGGCAGUGGAUGCUACGCCGCAAGAGCCUUCCGACAGUAUGUACCGCGUGGGGCCAGCGUCUGUGGUGGCGGUGAAGAAUGGUGAAAUACUGCGGCCGUUCGACUGCGGAUUCGUCUAUUCGGAAGUGAAUGCAGACAAAGUAUAUUGGCGUUACAACGGACCAUAUCAGCCCAUUAAGUUGUUGCGUAAGGACACAUUGGCAAUUGGACAUUUGAUCAGCACAAAGGCGGUGCUGAAAUGGGAACGCGAAGACAUUACACAUACAUACAAAUAUGAGGAGAAGACUGACGAAGAGCGGAAUACUAUGUUGAAGGCCUUGAAACAAUCGCGUAACGCAUUCAGUCGGUACUACUUGAACGACAGUUUCAAUGAGGUGGAAUUUGAGAUGUCGUUGAAGGAUGACAUCAAGAUCGGCGAGAGCUUUGCGGUAAUUGUUAGAAUUACCAACAAAUCCAAGAAAAAUACGCAUGUAGCAAGUGGACAAUUGAAUUGCGACUCAGUGUUGUACACGGGCGUCAAUGGCGAGGAGGUUAAGUCGAUGCCGUUCGAGGUAGAAUUGAAGCCAGAAUUAUCUGAAUUUGUGCGCAUGGAAGUGCAAUUUGAAGAAUACUUUAAGAAACUAGCUUCGCAGGCAGCCUUCAACAUUUCCUGUGCCGCUAAGGUAAGGGGUACCGAAUAUGAAUACUACGCACAAGAUGACUUCCGAGUACGCAAACCGGAUAUUAAAUUUACAUUCCAAGGAAAAAUUGUGUCGCAACAGCCAGUUGAUGUGAUUGUGAGGCUAACAAAUCCUCUGCCCAUACCACUUAGAAAGGGUAUGUUCUACAUCGAAGGACCCGGUAUUGAGAAGGCAUUGAGAUUUAAGAUCGCCGAGAUCCCAGUCGGUGGCACAGCUGCCUCGACUUUCAAAUAUGUUCCCCCCUAUGCGGGACGUGGUACACUUCUUGCCAAGUUCAAUUGCAAGGAACUCGAUGAUGUGGACGGGUACAUGCAUUAUGAGAUUGAGCCAAGACCGGAGGAUAUUAUUAACAAUGGCACAAAUCGAUCGCACAACAUCAUACGACGCAGAACCGAUGUUAUAGCAUGAAAAGGGUUUUAUCGGGAAACAUUUAGCCACAUUAAAUAUAGAAAUGUAUCAAUAUAUAUGUAAAUAAGGACAUAGGAAAACACACAUUAGUUUUUUACAAAGAUACAGAAAUCUCUCAAGUUGCUCAUAACAAAUAUUUUUAAAGUCCACUUUGUGUGAAGGGGUUAGGUGGGUUUGAAAAUUUCAAAAAAUCGAAUUUUGUUUUUUUGUCUGAUUAAAUAGUACAGUAUGUUUAAAAUACUCUCCUAAAAUUUUAAGUCAAUCCGAGUAAAAUUCUAAGAGAUAGACCCUUCAGAAGUUCCGCCCAUUAGGCCACGUCAGUUGAGCGCUUCGCUCGUAUACGUGUUUAUCUCAAAACUCCACUCGAAAAGCUAUGAAGCGAUUUAGUUCAAAUUUUGUACAAAUCUUUGAAAUAACAUUAUCUAGUUAUUGAACGAAGGAUUUUUUUUUUGUUAAUUACAACAAUUUUUUUUUAGCCAAUGUAUGUCGAAAAUUUCACUAAAAAAUGUGUUUUUUGGUUCAAAGCCUGUCAUAAAUUCAAAUUUUGAUUUUUUUUCCUUCGUACAACAACGAGAUUUAUCCAUGUACUAACGAAAUCCGUUUGGUUUUCUGAUUUUAGAUGAACCAAUAAUGAGCUAUGCUGUCCACGGCAAGAGCAUUUUUUUUUUGAGACGUCAAGGAAGAUGAGGUACCAACGGCUGAGUUUUCGAAAUUUUUAAAUAAAAAUUUCACAAAAUACUGUUUAUAUAUGUAUCUUAGAUACAGUGAAUUGCUUAAAUAAAAUAUAUGAUUUUAUAUACUAAAAAAAAAUAGUCAAAAUCUUCUUUUUUUCAACCUCUGAAACCCACCUAACCCCUGAAGUUUCAUAUGUACUUUACAGUAACUCCAUUUUCUAUAGCAACAAAAACAAACGCCAAACAUACUUGCUGAAAUAUUAUGCCAAUACAUACAUAUGUACAUGUAAUCUUCUCGAUGGUGUGCUGAUUAUAUAUCAUAUUUAUUAUAGUAAUUUAUAUUCAAAGUAAUCAAAGUGCCUUUUGUAUAAUUUUAGUUGUAUUUUUAAUAUAUAAGCAUAAAAAUUAUAGAAAAAAAAAUAACGUAGCUAAUAAAAUAUAAACGAAUCGAU